Molecule: messenger RNA, 1350 nt
Organism: Dicrocoelium dendriticum
Lineage: Eukaryota; Metazoa; Platyhelminthes; Trematoda; Plagiorchiida; Dicrocoeliidae
Source: the annotation of a GenBank genome assembly
CUGCCAAUUGAAACAAGCUGGCGCUUAAAUGGUUCUCGUCACGGAUUUGCAUAUGAAGAAAGCAAAGAAAACGGUGGUUCAUCACAUGAAAGCGAUGAAAGAUCGACCUCUGCUACUGGUUAUUCGGAUCACAAUUGGUAAAAUCAGCUGAAUAUUCUACCGAAAAAAUGCACAUCGAGUGCAGUAAUCUUCUGGAACACGAUAGCCCCACAGUUAAUACGGUCCAAUGCUCUGCAUGCGUUUCUGCGCAAGCGGGAAGAGUCUCCACUCCUGAGGUUCCGAAGAAAGAUGCGAACUCUAAGUUGGAUGAUAAACACGCCCUGACGAAACUUGCAUCUCGAGAGAAGUUGUCCAAGAGUUCCCAAUCUUUGAACGACUUGCUUACACAAGAUAAGUUCAAAAUGGAAGUAAUGCGACUUUUGGAGCAGGACAGGAAAUCUCUUCCUCGGGACGAUUCCACGGUGUACGAAAACACAUCGGAGAAGUGUGAUGAGACUCGGCAAGACCGGAGUAGUGAUACAGUGUCCAAAGAUGCGGAAGUACGCAGGGCAGCUAUGGAAUCCAAGGAUAAAAGUGACAACUCAGCAGACCGUUACGGAGGAGAUGAAUCCCGUUACGUACUCAACGCUACAUCGGCGUACUUUCCUACGGACUCGUCAUCCCGUCGAUUUGCAAGCCCACAGCCGUUCUUCCAACCGCGUCCCGAUGCUCUGGGUUACGGCUAUUACAGGAGUGAUGCGUACGCCUAUCCUCCUCCUGAAUACUACGGCAUGCCACAUCUUAGAGCGGGACCUCGAGGAUUUCACUAUAUGGCCAGACCGCGAAUGCCACACUAUCCCCCAUCGUAUCGACCUAAUCAAAAUCCGGUGCGGGCGCCUACAAACUUCGUCCCUCCUUACCAGCAGUCUCAAAAAAAGAGUCCUCGUAAUCCAGCGUGGAUUCCGGACUUCCUUCCCGAGCUAAAGUAACGCUGGUUUGCCCGGUCAUUUGAAGUAGAACGGCCACCACUGUGGUUUGCACAACCGAUUUCACCUACGAAAUUUUAACCACUUCCUUCUCACAAGUGACAUGGGUCGAUUUCCUUCCCAGUGAUUAUUUCGGAUUGACAUUUCGAUUCUAGAGCAGACCUUUAUUUUUUGUACCUGUGCUUCACAAUCAUGGCUUACAAUUUGGUACUCAUGGAUUUCGUAAAAAUCCUUUUUCCUCUAAUACUUACAACUAUCUUUACGCUGACAUUCAUUAAAUUAUCAUCAAGAUUACUGAAUUGACGCAUUCAAAUUCAAUGUUUGCCAUCUCUAAACAUUCCAUUGUCAUUUUGGCUGGCAAUACAGUGGUGCAGAGAUAUGGCCC